Molecule: messenger RNA, 2523 nt
Organism: Rhincodon typus (whale shark)
Lineage: Eukaryota; Metazoa; Chordata; Chondrichthyes; Orectolobiformes; Rhincodontidae
Gene: cfap68
Product: chromosome 32 C11orf1 homolog
Exons: 4
Coding region: 1214-2011 (265 amino acids)
Cellular component (GO): nucleus
Source: RefSeq, a predicted model, not a curated record
UGGACUAUAACCUGGUGUCGUGUGACUUUUGACUUUGUCCACCUCAAUCCAAUACUGGUACCUCCGCAUCAUGAAUAGGAAGGAUAUAGAGGGAUAUGGGCCAUAUAUUGGCAAAGAGGACUAGAUUACCUGAGGAUAUCUAGUCGGCAUGGACAAGUUGGAUUGAAGGUUCUGUUUCUAUGCCGUACAACUCAAUGAUUGUAUUAGGGGGACGGUCCGAAUGGGGAUCCGGGAGGAUCUGUGUGGAGGUCAGGGUCUUUCAGAUGCAUGCUAUUCAAAAACAGAGGGAGACAGAAAGCAGGAAACUAUAGACCGGUUAGUUUAAUAUCUGUCAUUGGGAAAUUGUUAGAAUCCAUUAAGUAAGUAAGAACAGGACUUUUUGAAAGACAAAAUAGAAUCCAUCAGAGUCAGCAUGGUUUAAUGAGGAGUAAAUCAUGUUUGACUACUUUGGUAGAGUUUAUCGAAGAUGUAACCAGCAAAGUGGAUAAUAGGGAUCCUGUAGAUGUGGUGUAUCUAGAGGCAUUUGAUAAGGUGUUGCCCAAAAGCUUAUUGCACAAAGUAAGAUCACAUGGAGUUGGGGUAAUUUAUUAGCUUGGAUGGAAGAUUGGCUAACCAACAGAAAGCAGAAAGUUGGGAUAAAUGGGACUUUCUCUGGUUGGCAACACAUAACUGGAGAGGUCCCACAGGAUUCGGCCCUUGGGCCUCAACUAUUCACAAUCUAUAUUAAUGACUUGGAUGCAGGGAUAGAAAAUACUAUAAACAAAUUUGCAAAUGACACUAAAAUAGUUGAAAUAGUAAGAUGCAAUAAAGAAAUAAGAAGUUCACAAUUGGAUAUGGAUAGGGUAGGUGAAUGGGCCAAAAUCUAGCAGAUGGAGACAAUAAGGACUGCAGAUGCUGGAAGCCAGAGUCUAUGGGUGUGAGGCUGGAAAAGGAUAGCAGGUCGGAUACCAUCCAACGAGCAAGUAAGUCAAUGUUUCAGGCCAAAACCCUUCAUCAGGACAGUCCUGACGAAGGGUUUCGACUGGAAGCGUUCUCCUCGGAUGCCGUCUGACCUGCUAUACUUUUCCAGCCUCACACAUUUAGCAGAUGGUGUUUAACAUGAAUAGUUAUGAGGUCAUCCAUUUUGGUUGGAUGAUUUGAAAGACAACUUAAUAUCCAAAUGGAGAGAAACUUCAGUGCGCUUUGGUGCAGAGAGAUCUGAGUGUCCUUAGACAUGAAUCACCGAAAUCAAACUUCAGCAAGGUUAGUUGCAGGGCUCUCACUCGGUCAGCUGCUGUGGCCAGAUUAUAGACCCUCACACUUCAUCAUGGCAGCCGAUGACCAAUUCUUCUCAGAGGAAGACACAUGUCCAAUUUACCGGGGUCCAUCGGAUCGUUUCGGAUCACAUAUCGAGUAUAGCCCUGACGGGGAUAACCGCUAUUCUCCGCAAACUCUCAUUGGAAAAUGGUUUGAAGAGAGGAUUGGGAUCAAUGAAAUUAGGAAACUGAAGCCUUUGACAUCACAGUAUGAAUAUGUCUAUCGCACAAUAUAUGGGGAUUCAUAUAACAAGGAAGAGAAGCGACAUGAAUUUUUUGAAACAGAGCCACAUAUUUAUCCUACACACCAGCCAGAAUUGGACCCUCCUCAUACCAAACUAUUCCCGAAAACCUGUUACAUGCUAGACUAUGUGGAUCCUGCACUCUUAAUGUACCCUCCCUGCCCCCCUGAUUUGAACAGGGUGGAGAACGAGCAGUUACAAUAUUGUGGACCCCCUGCUCCAUCAGACGCUGAUGAGACAGCAGAGAAGAAUCAGUUAUGUGGUACUUACAUCUCUUUAAAUCCCAGUUGUCCGACAGAUUCGGAUGCUCUGCAAAACCAGCAGCCAGAAGUGCCAGGAUUUUGUGGAUAUCACCUCCCUACAAAAAUGCCAUUAGGAUUGUGCACAGCUAGAUUUUGUGAGCCAUGCAAGCCUACACCAUUAUCUUCUUCAGGACCAGGUUUGGCAGCAUGUUGCUCAUCCUCCAAUCCCUGAAGCAGUGAUGAACAAUCAGUGAAGAACCAAAAUAAUGAAAACUGCAAGAGAAUUUUAAAAAGACUCUGUUUUCUUUUAGGAGUGAAUUGAAAUGGCUGAAUAAUAAAUAGGGAAUGAUAUACCUGUUGUUCCUCUGUUAUGAGAUUUGUUUAAUGUGUAAACAAUCUUGUGUCUCAGCCCAUGAUCAGCUGUCAGAAACAGAAAAACUAUAGCAAAAUAAUGUGGAAAAUUAUUAAAUCCAUGAUUCAAUACAGUGAGUUAAAUAUCUGCAACAGUUCUAAGUUACUUCAUAAAAAUUCAAAGACGUUUGCAUCUCCACCACCUGUGUUCCUGCAGGAAUAUUGAAAAGGAUUUCAGAAGCUCUUGUUAAAAACUGCAUUAAAUACAAAAGCUUUACCAUUACUACCUGCUUGAAUAUUUGGCCAUUCUAGUUAUUGGAUUACUUCUUAACUAGUGUUCUGAUAUUAAAAUAUGCGAAAGCUAACAUUUGUUUGAUUUUUAUUGAGAAUUUU